AGUCGGCUUUCUUUUCCUGAUACCAGAAUGGCUCGCACAAAAAAUACCAAAAGGAAAAGAAGCGAUAGAAGCAAGCUCUCUAAAGCGUCACAACUACAAUCGAGCAACGGAUUUUCGGACGACAUUACAACAUUAAAGAAAGAAUUGAAGAGAAAGCUUAGUAAAAGCAGGGAGGAACUGACCGGUUCGUCGAGCCCCAGUGGGUUCCAAAGUCCUCCACAUCAUAUUGUUGCAAUGGCUUUUUCUUCUGGUCCAAUAAACCUUGGUGCCACAGAUAGACCUCUUGACAGAGUCAAUGCAUACGCCUUCGUGUGGAACAACAAUCACUUUUCGAUGAUACAUGGUAGCAACUUUGUGUGUUAUCCAGGUCCUUCCCCUAUGGAGCUCAUGGGAAUUAAGCGCUUGAUCGAAAGCUGUCCUGAAAAUUUCACGGCUACAGUAGUGUCAACAAUCAGUUGGGUCACAGAGUUUCUGAAAACCCCACAGAAGUUUUCUCGAUUUAGUUCGUUGGGAAAGGAAAUCCAUCAACUGAUGACUGAAAAAAACAUCACUCUCGAUGGUGCAAAAAUGUCAACAGUUAAAGAUACUUUUAUCAAAAAAGAUCUGUAUCAAGCUGCACAGAUGGUGGCCCGUGGCUUGCGAAUGAAAUGUCAAGAAGAAGGUAGUUUAGAGCCAAUCAACGCAGAUGAGAACCCAACAAGAGUGCAAGCGAGUGGAGUAGUUGCCCAGAUACAACGAGAUAAUUCACAGCAAGCAAACCUGCAUUCAUCGGAUACUCGACCGCAAGUUGCUAUUUCACACCAACUUCACCAACCAAGUCAGCAACCGAGUUUGCACCAACCGAAUACUCAUCCCGCCCCUAUAUCCGAUAUGCAGCAAGUAUCGCCAAACGUAACAAUGAAAUCUGGUUUAUCUACGGUCAUCCAGGCAACAAUAUCUGCCAAUAACAGCAACAUCUCUACUACCCGCGACGAUGAAGACAUACAUGAAGAUGCUGUCGAUUACACUGAUUGGACUGAUUUGGAAAGAAACAAACCGCAGAUACGUAGUCUAGAAACGAUGAAUCAAUGGAUCACAGAUCUAUUUCGUCGACCUGAAUAGGCAGCCAUAUGAACUGAGGACUUGUAGAGCUGAGCUGAAGUCCAUACCCAUAGUGGGCUGUAGCAACACAUCGUUCCUGUUCUUUUCUUUUCCACAUCCCUCUUUUACUACUGCUCUUUUAUCAACAACUUUCACAUUUGUAUAUAUACCAUCGCAUAUAUUAUUUAUAAACAAGCUAUGCACAGGUUGCAAGUAAAGAAACACAUCUGUAAAGUAACCGGCACAAAAGGAUGAUGUGUUCCCAUCAAUGCGUUGUGUGCUCCGAUUAUUG
This is a messenger RNA of Zychaea mexicana, 1372 nucleotides long. RefSeq lists its product as uncharacterized. The transcript is spliced from 7 exons. NCBI's taxonomy places the organism in Eukaryota, Fungi, Mucoromycota, Mucoromycetes, Mucorales, Lichtheimiaceae. The annotation marks the transcript as partial. The record is from RefSeq and is a predicted model, not a curated record.